Messenger RNA from Botrytis fragariae, 213 nucleotides. RefSeq lists its product as uncharacterized. The record is from RefSeq and is a predicted model, not a curated record. The coding region runs from base 1 to 213 and encodes 70 amino acids. The transcript has 2 exons. Lineage: Eukaryota; Fungi; Ascomycota; Leotiomycetes; Helotiales; Sclerotiniaceae.
AUGUGGUUCAGCGAUGGCGUUCCAAAAUUCGCACCGUUAAAUCGACUCUCAUUCCAUCAAGGAUGCUGGAAGGAUGACUAUCCAGCAUUACUAAACCUACGUGGUGGAAUCGUGGUGGUACCAUAUACACCUGGUCCAACCUUACAAUACUGCGACAUUGAUCUCAUGUCGACUUCAAAUGCAGUACCACAUCGCAUGAGUUAUUCAGAGUGA